Molecule: messenger RNA, 1331 nt
Organism: Dioscorea cayenensis subsp. rotundata (Guinea yam)
Lineage: Eukaryota; Viridiplantae; Streptophyta; Magnoliopsida; Dioscoreales; Dioscoreaceae
Product: shugoshin-1-like
Exons: 11
Coding region: 49-1020 (323 amino acids)
Biological process (GO): maintenance of meiotic sister chromatid cohesion; meiotic sister chromatid segregation
Cellular component (GO): chromosome, centromeric region
Source: RefSeq, a predicted model, not a curated record
UCCAAGACGAAAGAGUUCUAGGGUUUCUCAUCUUCUCCGCAAUCGCCAAUGGAGAACCACGCCGUUGGAGCCAUCAAAACCCUUCCUUUCUGUGUUGGGAGAGCGGAGAGAUCUCAGAAGAUGCCGGUGAUUGGAAGCGCGAUGGGGAGGAAGAUGCUCUCGGAUAUCACCAACACCGCUAGGGCCGUGGAGGUCGCCGGAGAUGGAGAAAGUGAUGCUGUGGACAACCCUGCUUUGUUGAAGCUUCUUUAUGAGAAAAGUAAAAUUAUAGAGAUGAGUGGCAUGGAGUUGCUGAAUCUCCGGACUGCUUUGCAGAAAGCACAUCAGCAGAACUGGCAGCUAGCUCAGGCAAAUUCUCGAAUGCUUGGGGAACUCAACCAAGGGAAAGAUAGAUUAAAAGUGAUGCAGCACGAGCUUAGUUGCGCGCUUGCACUUGUCAGAGCAAAGACUUUGGAAGUAGAGGAGCAGAAGAAAAUAGCUGAAAUUGUUUGUGAGAUGGUGAUAACUGAGGAGCAGAAGAAGGUAGCUAAACAUGUUCCGGAGAAGACCAUUACUGAGCUCAAGAAAGAGGGUGACGCCAAUGUGGAGGUUGUGGCUGAGAGAAACAAUCCUGCUAGUUCCAAGAAUGUGUGUGGUACCAACCGGAAAAGAGCACUAAGAACCAAAUCUUUGGGAUCUAGCAAUGCAGCACAUGAAGUUACUUCUGUGAAGGAAAAAGAUGAAAAGAGAAGAAGAUCUCUGCGAAGGAAAUCUCAAGUAUGUGAACCUACCGAAGAUUUGUUCGAGAUAGAAGAUGCAAAAUUUCUGAUUUGUUCAUCAAGUGAACCUCUGCAUGAAACUGGUUCUUCUCCGGUGGAAAUAUCAGUGAAGGAGUUUGAGAAUGAACAAAAUGAUUCACCACAGAAUCAAAAUCAAAACUCUCGAAGAUCCUUAAGCGGGCGGCCAGUCCGCAAGGCCACUGAGAAGGUUUGCUCUUACAAAGAAAGACCCAUCAAUGUUAAAAUGAGAAGAGGAGAAUGAGCAUUGAUCCCAUUCAAGACAAACUUUGAAAUUGAAUUCAUUGGUAUCUUCUCAGAAAUACGAAGUUAUGAAGGGAAGCAUCCACUUCGAAUGCUUGUGAUCGAAAAGCUUAGCGAUCUUUCUGAAUUUAAUAUAUGUAACUUCAGUAUUUGUCGUCACUUAUUUUGUAUUACUUCAUUGUGGAUGAUGAUAUGUGAGUGAACAUGUAGAAAAUGGUCAAUGUAGGUGACUAAGUUUGUAUCAAUUUAUAAUUUUUUUUUUCUUUUUGGAGGGGGAUUUUUUUAGCAUCAGAAUCUAUUGACAACUUAAAA